Molecule: messenger RNA, 6891 nt
Organism: Oncorhynchus keta (chum salmon)
Lineage: Eukaryota; Metazoa; Chordata; Actinopteri; Salmoniformes; Salmonidae
Product: telomerase-binding protein EST1A
Exons: 19
Coding region: 142-4530 (1462 amino acids)
Biological process (GO): nuclear-transcribed mRNA catabolic process, nonsense-mediated decay
Cellular component (GO): telomerase holoenzyme complex
Molecular function (GO): telomerase RNA binding; protein binding; telomeric repeat DNA binding
Source: RefSeq, a predicted model, not a curated record
ACUGGAGGAGAGAGAGGGGGAGGGGAGGAGAAGGGGAGAGGUGGCAGGUGUGAGGAGAAGGAGAGAAGGCAGGGGAGGAGAGAGACAGGCAAAGCGGCAGCAGCAGUCUCAGACCCUGUAUCAGAGAACCUGACUGGGAAGAUGGAGAAACUCAGUGUGACUGUCCCAGCUGGGAGAGAGGAGGAGGAUGAGAGAGGAGGAGGAGAGAAAGGAGAGGGUCAGGAAGUAGACAGGAGGAAGAAGGCUAGCGUUGAGGGCAGGAGGAGCAGAGGAGUUGAGGGAGGAGGUGAGAAGACAGAGGAGAAUAAGAGGGAGAGGGGAAACCGUAGGAACAGAGGAGGAGGAGGAGAGAAGGGGGGCAAUCAGGACUCCAAGAGAAGAGGAAGAGGGGAAGGAGGAGGGGGGAAGGGUGAGCGAGUGAUUAAAGAGAGAAAUAAGAGAGAGUCAGAGGGGGACAAAGAGGGGGAAGCAAACCGUCCUGCAGAUACACAGCCAACAAAAGGAAGAGAAAAACAGAGGGAUAAAGAGACUGAAAGAGAGGAACCGAGGGACAAGGACAAGCAGAGAGGGAACAACAAACCCCGAGACAUAGACAGAGAAAGACAGGAACCGAGGGACAGGGACAAGCAGAGAGGGAACAACAGACCCCGAGACAUAGAAAGAGAGGAACCAAGGGACAGGGAGAUGGAGAGGGACAAGCAGAGAGGAAACAACAGACCCCGAGACAUAGACCGAGAAAGGGAUGGAGAGAUGGGGAGAAACAGAGAGAGGCCAGCGGAGGGGAACGAGAGGAGCAGAGCCAACACUAGUCCUAACAACAACAACCACCACCCAUCAUCAUCCUCUAAGCGUUACUCCAAAUCAGACAUCAGAAGACCCAGGAACCGCACCUACAGCACCAGCUCUGCCAGCAGUGGCACCAGUCUGGACGGACCUGGACUGGGACAGGGAGGGGGUUUGGGGGAGGACAGGGCCCGACGAGACCGGUUGGGGCGCAGGGAGCGAGAGAGAGGGGAGGGAGGAGGAGGUCAGCUCCAGAACAGGAGGAGAAGCACUAGAGACUCCUCUACUGACUCACUGGAAGAGAGCAAGGUGGGAGAAUGGAUGGAUGAGAGGAGGAGAAGGAGGAGAGACGGAGGAGAGGAGGACUGGAGCCCGGAGAGGAGGAAAAGGGGGGAUGAGAGCAGAGGGACAGGAGGGAGGCACAGAGGAGGAGGAGGGAGAGGAGGUCUCCUGAGAAUAUCUCACAGUGACAGACAGUCAGGCUUCUCCCAGGCUACCUCAGGCCCUGGCGAGGACCCCCAGGGGCGACGCAGACAGGGCACUGGGCCUCGCAGCAGGGGGAGGGGCAUCCUCAUCCUCCCCGCCCACACCAACCUCUCCAAUUUGCCGGCAGAGCCCGGGCCGAGGCUUCUGUUUGGUGGGAUCCGUGGAGGAAGAGAUGCGGUGCUAGGGAGAGGAGGAGGAAGGGGCGGAGGAACUAGGCGUCUCUGGGACCCAAACAACCCCGACCAGAAACCCGCCCUCGGGCUCUCCCAUCAUCCAUCGCUCCAGCAGCAGCCCAUGUACCUGCAGACAGGCGUUGGUUACGGAGCGCUGCACUUCCUGGAUACAGAUGACGAGGCUGCAGGGAGUCCCCCGGUCCUCCAGGGAGAGCACUUCCACCUCCAGCAGCAGGCUGCAGCCAGGGCCCAGGCCUUCUACAAGUACCAGAACUCUGACAACCCUUACAACGCCAACCCUAACCCCAACACACGCUACCCCUACCCUUACCACACUAUGCCCGCCGGCCCUUACCAGAUCCCCCCCUCUAACGACAUGUACCACCCGGGUCAGUUCUACGGGGGGUACAGGGGCCAGGGGUACCUGGAUGGACCCGAGGCUGUAGCAGGGGGUGGAUCCGGAGCGGGUGUAACCCCUGAGGAGGCUGGGCAACAUGCCAGAGGAGAGCUGGGGAGACUGCUGAGAGCUGCAGACAGUCAGGAGUUACAGCUCACCAACCUGUUGUCUCGAGACAGACUCAGUGCUGAUGGACUGGACCGCAUGGCUCAGCUCAGAGCUGACCUGUUGACCCUGUACGAGCGGGUGAUCCUAACAGACAUAGAGUUCAGUGACAGCCAGAACCUGGACCAGGCUCUAUGGAAGAACGUGUUCUACCAGGUUAUAGAGCGCUUCAGACAGCUCCUCAAAGACCCCAGUGGAGACUCAGCUGCGCGCAUCACCACCAUGCUACUGACACUGCUGGACGAGGGGGCAGUAUUCUUUGAUGCGCUGCUACAGAAGCUUCAGAUGGUGUUUCAGUUUAAACUGGAGGAUUACAUGGACGGCAUGGCCAUCAGACCACGACCACUACGCAAAACGGUGAGGUAUGCUCUGAUCAGUGCCCAGCGGUGUUUGAUCUGUCAGGGGGACAUCGCCCGUUACCGGGAGCAGGCCAGCGACUCGGCUAACUACGGCAAGGCCCGCAGUUGGUACCUGAAGGCCCAGCAGAUUGCUCCUAAGAAUGGACGACCCUACAACCAGCUGGCCCUGCUGGCUGUCUACACGAAGAGGAAGUUGGAUGCAGUGUAUUAUUACAUGCGUAGCCUGGCGGCCUCCAAUCCCAUCCUCACUGCCAAGGAGAGCCUCAUGAGUCUGUUUGAAGAGGCCAAACGCAAGGCAGACCAGAUGGGGCGGAGGCAGGAGUCAGAAGGGGGUUCCAGGGGCCCGGGGGUCCAGGGUGGAGGAAGAGGACGGGGGGAGCCGGGGGCCAGAGUAGAGAUCUGGCUUCGCCCUGUCGUCCAGGCAGGGGCUCUCUCAUCGCACCGCGGGGGCAGCGAGUCCAGCAGAGACUCUGAACAGGACGGAGAGCUCGGCAACCUCAGUGCUAGUGAUCUCAAUAAGAGGUUCAUACUCAGCUUCCUCCACGCUCAUGGAAAACUCUUCACUAAAGUGGGCAUGGAGUCGUUCCCAGAGGUGGUCAGUCGUGUUCUCCAGGAGUUCAGAGUGCUGAUCCAACACAGCCCCUCCCCCCUGGGCAGCACACGCAUGUUACAGAUCAUCACCAUCAACAUGUUCACUAUACACAACGCUCAGAGCAGAGGAGGAGAUGGUGAGGUGAGGUCUGUUUUACAGGAGCAGACUACAGCUCUGGGUCUAGCCAUGUUCUCUCUGCUGGUCCAGCGCUGCACAGAACUACUGAGAGACACACCUGCAGAGUCCAUCCCCGAGGAGGAGAGAGAAGAUGGGGAUGAGUGGGAGGAGGGGAUGGUGAGAGUUUCUGCCUUCCCAUUGGACCUGAGGGAGCUGCUGCCCAGCGUUAAAGUCUGGUCUGAUUGGAUGCUUGGACACCCCGACCAAUGGAAUCCUCCGCCUUGUAGUAUAGAUGGUUGUAGCUCUGGUGUGUGGCGUAGCUUGGCCGACCUGUGUAAUGCGUUGGCUCGUGUCGACCACGGGGAAGCGCCGCUGUACAAGGCAGACGGGGACGGAGGCGAGGGGGAUGAGGAGCUCCGCCUGCUGCUAUUGGAGGAAGACAGGCUACUGGCCGGCUUCGUCCCGCUGCUCGCCGCCCCACAGGAACCCUGCUACAUAGAACUCACCAGGGAUACUGCAAUAGCAGCAGACUGUAAAAGGGUAACAGUGUUGAAGUAUUUCCUGGAGGCUCUGUGUGGACAGGAACAACCUCUUCUGGCCUUCAAGGGAGGGAAGUAUGUCUCCAUGGCAACCUCUCCCCAACCCAGCAUCCCUGGCGACGCCCACAGUCGACACGACUCACUGACCGAGAGAGAGAGCGAUGACGUCAUCGUGGAGGCGGAGUCGUCUGUUUCCGAGGGGGAUGAGGGCGGGGGCAGCGAAGAUGACAUCAGAGAGCUCCGGGCCAGACGCAGCGCCCUCACUAACAGACUGGCUCAGCAGCAACGACGCAGGGACAAGAUACAGGCGGUGUUACAGACGUGUGGUCAGUUGGAGUUAGAGGUACGUCCUCUUUUCCUGGUGCCAGACACCAAUGGCUUCAUCGACCACCUGACCGGCCUCAAGACGCUGCUGCAGUCUGGGACUUACAUACUGGUGGUGCCCCUCAUAGUGAUAACAGAGUUGGAUGGUCUGGCGAAGGGUCAGGAGAGCUGCGGAGGCUCUGGCGGUGGUCAUGGCGGCGGUGGUUCCCGUGGUAACCCUGGCGCAACUCAUGCGCGGGCGGUCCAGGAGAAGGCCAAGGUUGCCGUGGCGUUUCUGGAGCGAGGGUUUGAGGCCAGAGAGCCCUGUCUCAGAGCGCUGACCAGCAGAGGAAGUCAACUGGAGUCUAUCGCCUUCCGCAGUGAAGACACCUCCGGACAACAGGGGAACAAUGAUGAUGUCAUCUUGUCCUGCUGUCUCCACUACUGCAAAGACAAGGCUAAGGACUUCAUGCCUGCAAAGAGAGACGGUCCGGUGCGGUUGCGUCGGGAGGUGGUUCUUCUGACAGAUGACCGUAACCUGCGGGUCAAAGCCCUGACCAGGAAUGUGCCGGUCAGAGACAUCCCCGCAUUCCUCACCUGGGCCAAAGUGGGCUGAACUGGGUCACACCUUAGACCACGCCCAGAGCACCCAAACAACCAAUCAACUGCUGAGAACCGCUGGCCACCUCCCAUACCAUCGGAGUGGAGGAGGAGCCUGUAAGCUAAUGCAGAAGUGAAGACUGAUGGAGAGAAGGAGAAGAAAGCUUUUUUUGUGGAAAAAUGAAAUAUGGAAACGAAAAAGCGUUUUUUGUUGUUGUGUGGAAUGAGUUGAAAUAGGCUGAGAUCUUUUUACCCUCUCAUUGUGAUGAGGUGUGUGUGUUUGCUGCUGAGCGUAGGGAGCGGGAGGGAGGAGAAGAGCAGGGAGAGUUUUAAGAGAUGCAGGAAGGCUGGCCCAUGAAGAGAUGUAGAAGACAGAAGGAGGAGAGGUAUUUGUGUUCAUUUCUGGUUUCUUCGGUCCAGCCAGGCUACAGACCCUGGAAUCGAACCAGGGUCUGUAGUGAAGCCUCUAGCACUGAGAUGCAGUGCUAUAGACCGCUGCGCCACUCAGGGGAGUGGCAGGGGAGCCAGGUUGUAGUAUCAGGGUACCAGCCAGGUUGUAGUAUCAGGGUACCAGCCAGGUUGUAGUAUCGGGGUACCAGCCAGGUUGUAGUAUCGGGGUACCAGCCAGGUUGUAGUAUCAGCGUACCAGCCAGGUUGUAGUAUCUGGGUACCAGCCAGGUUGUAGUAUCUGGGUACCAGCCAGGUACCUUCAUCUACCCACCCUCCUCCAGGUCCCCGUGACCCCGAACCACAUUCUCAGCCUCUGAUGACCCGGAAGUGGUCCGUUUCAGUUCCUGUAAAACCAUGAAGUGAUUUUCAUCCCAGUUGCCCAGCAGCUUGUGGGAGUCUUUCCCAAGGCUGAGAGUCUUUCCCAAGGCUGAGAGUCUUUCCCAAGGCUGAGAGUCUUUCCCAAGGCUGAGAGUCUUUCCCAAGGCUGAGAGUCUUUCCCAAGGCUUCUGUAAAGGAACAGCUUUAAAGACAAAAAGACAAAGAAAAAAAUACUUGUUAUUUUUUUAGCAUUGUGAGGGAGUGUGUUGUUUCUGAGUUGGUUGGUGUAUCCAUUGGGAGUGUGAUGUUUAUGCUCUACAGAAGAGCUUUUCUGUCAGCAGACGUUCCCUUUUAGUUUGUUUUUAAUCCUUUCAAAAUAUUCUAAUAAGAUUGAACGUUAGUUUUAGGUCAUUGUAUAUUUUGUGUGUUUUGUUUUCCUUUGUUUUUAUCACCACCCUCUGGGUAACUCGUUCAGCUUCUAUAAAUUAUAUAUCUAUGUUCGUUCUAAGUGCAGAACUUUGUGCUGAUCUGUUUCUUUAUGAGUGGCUAAGACCCGGGCUGCGUCCCAAAAUGGUACCCUGUGGGCCCUGGUCAAAAGUUGUGUACUAAGCCUAUAAGGAACAGGGUGCCAAUAGGCUGCCAAUAGGCUGCCCUACACUGAUCAGACAAUUAACAAUGGAAUUAGCUUUUGUAGCACCACAGUGUGCACACGUUAACAAGCGGGGGAGUCUUUUCACAACCAUAAAAUGUCCCACACAAUAUAAACAAAGAUGACAUCAGUGACCGACGUACCAGUUGUAAUAUGUUUGAUCAGCAUGCUAUAAUGGUUUACUAUGCAUGCUGACGUUAAACGUGUUCCAGUCCUAAUCUGUCCUCCAGACGUACCAUGUUUGAUCAGCAUGCUAUAAUGGUUUACUAUGCAUGCUGACGUUAAACGUGUUACCAGUCCUAAUCUGUCCUCCAGACGUACCAUGUUUGAUCAGCAUGCUAUAAUGGUUUACUAUGCAUGCUGACGUUAAACGUGUUCCAGUCCUAAUCUGUCCUCCAGACGUACCAUGUUUGAUCAGCAUGCUAUAAUGGUUUACUAUGCAUGCUGACGUUAAACGUGUUACCAGUCCUAAUCUGUCCUCCAGACGGCACGAGGUAGUUGGUUUAUUAUCCGUCUAUGACAGUAACACACACAGUUGAGUCAUUUCACAAAGCAUUAAACAUCAGUCUUGUAAGCUCAGGUCUAUGAACAACUAUAGAUAGAUUUGGUAUAAAUGAGUUGAUACUCUCAAAUCAUUUGAUCUUUACUUUUGUGUGUUGUGUAUUUGCCAAAACCAUAGCUAGUUAACUUGUUGAUCCAACUUGUUUAGGAAUCUUUGAGUGGGUCCCAAUGAUCUCUCCUUUCUCCCAAAGUGUGCACUUGUUCCCUUUUUGUGGGAGGGAUUGGUGAUCGAGUGCGCACAUUUCAGGAGGAAGGAGAGAUUCCCGGGACGCUCCCUCCGCCUACUCUCACUGUUCUGUCUAUAUGCUGGAGCCGACCCCAGGCCUGUACUAUCCCAUCACAAGGCUUUUUCAUUCUUUUCCAUGAGUUGUUUGAUUAAAUGAUUUGUUUUGAUUCAAA